Molecule: messenger RNA, 1753 nt
Organism: Camelina sativa (false flax)
Lineage: Eukaryota; Viridiplantae; Streptophyta; Magnoliopsida; Brassicales; Brassicaceae
Source: RefSeq, a predicted model, not a curated record
AACUCAUAAUAGAGAUCUUUUAAGAUAGUACGAAGAGAUAUAAAGUACUAGGAUGAUCGUGUACGAUUUUGCCACUUUCUUUUGUUAUUUGUUCACAUAAAUUGGAUUAGUGUAAAGAAAAUAACACCAAUUUCUUGUUGAUUCCAUGGAACCGUCUAGUCUUACUCAUGUGAUGCUCGUAUCAUUCCCAGGCCAAGGUCACAUAAACCCUCUUCUUCGUCUAGGAAAGCUCAUAGCCUCCAAAGGCUUACUCGUCACCUUUGUCACCACAGAGGAGCCGUUGGGGAAGAAGAUGCGUGAAGCCAACAAGAUUCAAGACGGCGUGCUCAAACCGGUCGGUUUAGGUUUCCUCCGGUUCGAGUUCUUCGACGACGGAUUUUUCUUCGACGACGGAUUUGUAUACGAAGACAUGGAUUUGUUAUUAAAAUCACUUGAAGUUGCCGGGAAAAGAGAGAUCAAGAACCUGGUCAAGAAAUAUGAGAAGCAACCAGUGAAAUGUCUCAUAAAUAACGCUUUUGUCCCAUGGGUGUGUGACGUAGCCGAGGAGCUUCAAAUCCCUUCGGCUGUUCUAUGGGUCCAGUCUUGUGCUUGCCUCGCCGCUUAUUACUACUACCACCACCAGUUAGUUAAGUUUCCGACCGAAACCGAGCCGGAGAUCACAACUGAAAUCCCCUUCAAGCCAUUAGUGUUGAAGCAUGACGAGAUCCCUAGCUUUCUUCACCCUUCCUCUCCGCUUCCCAGUUUGGGUGGUAUCAUUUUAGAACAGAUCAAGCGACUUCACAAACCUUUCUCUGUUCUCAUUGACACUUUUGAAGAGCUGGAAAGAGACACUAUUGACCACAUGUCCCAGCUCUGCCCUCAAGUCAUCAUCAAAUCCAUAGGUCCGCUUUUUACGGUGGCUAAAUCCAUAAGCUCUGACAUUAAAGGAGAUAUUUCGGAGCCAGCCAGUGACUGCAUAGAGUGGCUUGACUCCAAAGAACCAUCUUCUGUCGUUUACAUCUCCUUUGGGACUAUAGUCCGCUUGAAGCAAGAGCAGAUCGAGGAGAUUGCGCACGGCAUUCUAAACUCCGGGCUGUCAUGUUUGUGGGUCGUGCGGCCUCCCUUAGAAGCCUUAUCCCAAGAACCACAAGUUUUGCCUCGAGAGCUUGAAGAAAAAGGGAAGAUCGUGGAAUGGUGUCCACAAGAGAAGGUGUUGGCUCAUCCUGCGGUUGCUUGCUUCUUAAGUCACUGCGGGUGGAACUCAACCAUGGAGGCUUUAACUUCAGGAGCUCCCCUGAUUUGUUUCCCGCAGUGGGGAGAUCAGGUGACAAAUGCGGUGUACAUGAUUGAUGUUUUCAAGACAGGAUUGAGACUUAGCCGUGGAGAGGCUGAGAAGAGGAUUGUUUUAAGGGAAGAGGUGACUGAGCGACUGCUUGAGGCCACCGUUGGAGAGAAGGCGGUGGAGCUGAGAGAAAAUGCUCGGAGGUGGAAGGAGGCGGCGGAGUCUGCCGUGGCAUACGGAGGAUCAUCUGAGAGGAACUUGCAAGAGUUUGUUGACAAGUUGGUUGAUGUAAAGAUUAUGCCAAGCAUUAGUAAUUAAUAUCUAAGGCUCAGCUCACAUGAAACUAGUCAUGAUCGUAAUAUGUUUAUGAGCAAAGUGGAUGAACUUAAAAUUACAGAUUGCAAAAGAAUCACAUAACUUAGAAGUGUCUUAGAGAGGUGAUAUAUGAUAAACAAAUUAAAGAGCACAAUAUUCACAAACUACUUAAUAUUA